Molecule: messenger RNA, 609 nt
Organism: Entrophospora candida
Lineage: Eukaryota; Fungi; Glomeromycota; Glomeromycetes; Entrophosporales; Entrophosporaceae
Source: the annotation of a GenBank genome assembly
AUGGUUACUAUUCAGGAUUUAUGUGGUUCUAAAUGUAGUGAAGAAGAAUGGUCUGAAUAUUGCUGGAUGCCAGUAGUUCGCACUAAUGAAACUCCUAGCGAGUGGAAAGAACGAAUCUGGGUUCGCUUACAGUAUUUUAGAGAAAAUGAUCUUUUACCUUAUGAGAGUAAAGAUUAUUUUAAAGCGAGAAAAUUAAUACAAUUCCCAGAUGGUAACUCAUAUGCUCCUUGCAUAGGAAUUGUUAUUUGUUUAUCUUGUAACCAAUUAGUACAUACUGGAGAGUAUAUUAAAAGAAUGGAGAUACACUGGAAAUUUUCAUGUACCGGUAAUAAAUAUUGUAGAAUAAAUUAUGAGGAAUAUAUGAAAAUUAAACAAAAGCCUGAAUCUGAACGCAAUUUCGAUAACAUUGCAUUAAAUUAUUAUGAGCUGUGGAAAUGUAAUGCAAUCAGUAGAAUCGAACGUGCAAGGGAGGUUGGAAAAAAGAUCCGAGCAUGUACCAUCAUACAAAAAAAAUUUAUAGAAUAUUAUUAUCGCCCUGAUGGAGAUUGUGCUACAGAGUUGGCUAAUCAUUAUAAAAUAUUACGGAGCAUUCGAGAAGAAAUGCGUCAG